AUGUUACAUUUCAUCGUCUUCAUCUUAUUGUCUUCAAUAUCAACUCAACUUGUCGAUGGUCUGGUGUGUGCCAGUGCUUGUGAUUACUCCAGCAAUCUCGGACAUAUAGUAUUACCAUCUUGUAAUACUACCGAUAGACCUGCUAGUGAACAAAGUUGCCAAGUUGUAUUAACUAUUGAUUAUAUCACUGGUGCGAUUACUGGACAAUUUAAUCCUGCAACACCACCAAAACCUGCUAAUUUCGAUGCAGUAACUAUCUUUUUACUCUAUGCGGAAUCAGCCAAUCUAACAAUCUCGCUUGAUUGUUCUACAUCAGAUGAAUGUGAUUUAUUAUUUGCUAAAAAUGUUUUAAAUAGUGACUGGACUAAAGUUCAGGCUCAAGUAAAACUUUUAAGAAGUACUUUAGCUGAUGAGCUCUUUAAUUCAACUGAUCUACGACCUGGUGAGACUUGUCCACCUAAUCAACCAUGUUCCGGUCAAGGAUUCUGCCAGACAGUUUUUCAAUAUUGGUCAGAUACCCCACAUCCCGUAUUCGUGAGUACAUGUACAAAUUCGACAGCACAGCCAGCUCUUAGUUGGAUUCAAGCAUUAGAUCAAGCUAAGGUGGGUGACAUUAUGCUGUAUACCUACAACAAACCUGCAUGCGCAUUACAAGAUUCAGUUCAAAGUUCGGCUCAGAUAAUUGCACAAAAUUACGUUUUACCAUUCAAUGUCACAAUCCCAAUAACAACUACUACUAUCACUACCGGUAGCACCACCACACCAGCUUCUACUAUAUCAACAGCCUCCACUAUGUCAACAACAUCGACAACAUCAACAACAUCAACAACAUCGUCAACAUCAACAGCAUCGACAACAUCAACAACACCAACAACAUCAACAACAGCAGAACCGACAACAACACACAGCGCUGCUAGCUCAGCCUUUUUAAUUACAUCCUGGAGUAUUUUACAAAUAAAUCAACAUAAAUAA
This is a messenger RNA of Adineta steineri, 972 nucleotides long. The record is from the annotation of a GenBank genome assembly. Lineage: Eukaryota; Metazoa; Rotifera; Eurotatoria; Adinetida; Adinetidae.